CCAAGAAGACGACUCAACUCUUCUUUCUUUUUCCUCUCGUCUGCAGCCUCCCUGCCUUCCUGCCUUCCUUCCUGCGCGGAGCUUCUCCCUCUCCUACGUCUGGCCGCCGCGCUCCGUGUGCGUAAAAAUGCGCAUCUGGGUGGACUCGCCGCUCGCAACGUCCCGCGGCGCGUGUGCGUGGGAAACUUGGCGGCAAGCUGCGUGUUGUGGACGGGAAGGUUGGAGCCGGAGGAGCAGAAGGACGUGGACUCUGCGAGCAGAAAGGUGCUGACCUGUUGCUGAAUGGCGAACAAGCCGCUGGCCUCCUCGCCUGCCUCGUGACGCCGUGUGCCGCCAUGUACCAGGAAGUAGCUUUCCUGGCGGGCAGCACUGACCACCAGUUCACCAGCUUCCACUUCAAGCCUGUGGAGAACCUUCAGGAGGUGUCCUCCAAGAAGGGCGUCUUCUACAAGCGGGCCCAGCUUCUCCUCCGCCAACAGGACUGUGGCGCGGGUGCCGGUGCCGGUGCCGGAGCCGACGGGGCGGUCAUUAUCAACGUGGGAGGCAUCAAGUACCGCAUCCCCUGGUCCACGCUGCAGGAGUUCCCCAUGACCCGGCUGGGGAAGCUGCACAGCUGCAGCAACGAGGCGGAGAUCAUGGACGUGUGCGACGACUACGACGGCAGCCGCAACGAGUUCUUCUUCGACCGCAGCCCCUCCGCCUUCCGCACCAUCGUCACCUUCCUGGCGGCGGGCAAGCUGCGGCUCCUCCGGGAGAUGUGCGCCUUGUCCUUCCAGGAGGAGCUGCUCUACUGGGGCGUGGAGGAGACCAAGCUGGACUGGUGCUGCCUGAGGAAGCUGCGCCUCCGCCAGGAAGAGUUCAAGGAGCUGCAGCGGCUGGAGGAGGAGGAGACCGAGCUCGCCUCGCCGCCCUCCUGCGAGGAGAGCCAGCAGCUGGCCAGCAUCGGCGAGGACAGCGCCGCCACCGCCGAGGGCUGCAUGCGGAGACUGAGGGACAUGGUGGAGAACCCUCACUCCGGCAUCCCCGGGAAGAUCUUCGCCUGUCUGUCGGUGCUCUUUGUGGCCAUCACCGCCGUCACUCUGUGUGUGAGCACCAUGCCCGACCUCCGAGAGGAGGAAGAGAGGGGCGAGUGCUCCCAGCGCUGCUUCAACAUCUUCGUGCUGGAGACGGUGUGCGUGGCGUGGUUCUCCCUGGAGUUCGCGCUGCGCUUCAUCCAGACUCAGAGCAAGUGCACCUUCCUGCGCACGCCGCUCAACGUCAUCGACGUGGUGGCCAUCCUGCCGUACUACAUCACCCUCAUCGUGGACUCGCUGUCGGUGGGCGGCAAGCCGGCGGGCUCGGGCAACAACUACCUGGAGAAGGUGGGGCUGGUGCUCCGCGUCCUGCGGGCCCUGAGGAUCUUCUACGUGAUGAGGCUGGCUCGCCACUCGCUGGGCCUGCAGACGCUGGGGCUGACGGUGAGGAGGUGCACGCGGGAGUUCGGCCUGCUGCUGCUCUUCCUGUGCGUGGCCAUGGCGCUCUUUUCGCCGCUGGUGUUCCUCGCCGAGAGCGAGUUGGGCGCCAAGCAGGAGUUCACCAGCAUCCCCGGGAGCUACUGGUGGGCCGUCAUCUCCAUGACGACGGUGGGCUACGGCGACAUGGUGCCCCGGAGCAUCCCCGGCCAGGUGGUGGCGCUCAGCAGCAUCCUGAGCGGCAUCCUCCUCAUGGCCUUCCCCGUCACGUCCAUCUUUCACACCUUCUCGCGCUCCUACGUGGAGCUGAAGGAGGAGCAGAACCGAGCCCUGAGGCAGAAGCCCGACUCGCAGGACAGCACCAAGUCGCAGAACAGCGACGACUCGCAGGACGUGGACAGCUACCACGCCGCCGCCGAGUCCGUCGUGGCGUCCGCACAGCGGAGGAAGUCCAUGGCUGCUCACAGAGCGCACAUCCAGACUUAAAGACACUUUCCGUGGAACUCAAACUGGACUCGGGAGUCACGACUGAAAUAUCGCCGCCUCAGCAACUUUUACCUAUUCUAAAAAAAAAUGAGGAAAAAAAAGACAAAGAUACGUGUCCAGUUCCAAGGGAACUACACUUUUUUUUGGAAUUUUGCCUAUCAUUCACAAUCUUUAUGUAAGACAAGAACACAUGCAUUAUAAAUCAUAAAUAAAUGCUAGUAAAAGUCAGCUCACAAUAGAACCAAUCUAUCCAUCAGUUUUAUAUGCAUGCUGUAAGUCAGUGGUCCCCAACCACCGGUGCCGGUCCGUGGAUCGAUUGGUACCGGGCCGCACAAGAAAUAAAAAAUAAAAAAAUUACUUUUUUAAUUUAAAUUUAAUCAAAAUAAAAAACACAAGAUACACUUAUAAUUAGUGCACCAACCCAAAAAACCUCCCUCCCCCAUUUGCACUCAUUCACACAAAAGGGUUGUUUCUUUCUGUUAUUAAUAUUCUGGUUCCUACAUUAUAUAUCAAUAUAUAUCAAUACAGUCUGCAGGGAUACAGUCCGUAAGCACACGAUUGCAUUUUUUUAUGACAAAAAACAAAAAAACAAACACCCCCCCGGUCCGUGGGACAAAUUUUCAAGCGUUGACUGGUCCGCAGUUACAAAGUCAUACUUGCCAACCUUGAGACCUCCAAAUUUGG
Messenger RNA from Nerophis lumbriciformis (worm pipefish), 2621 nucleotides. It is a transcript of the gene kcng2, whose product is annotated as potassium voltage-gated channel, subfamily G, member 2. The record is from RefSeq and is a predicted model, not a curated record. Lineage: Eukaryota; Metazoa; Chordata; Actinopteri; Syngnathiformes; Syngnathidae. Gene Ontology annotation, biological process: protein homooligomerization; potassium ion transmembrane transport; action potential. Gene Ontology annotation, cellular component: membrane; voltage-gated potassium channel complex. Gene Ontology annotation, molecular function: protein binding; voltage-gated potassium channel activity.